Bipolaris oryzae ATCC 44560 is the source of this 1935-nucleotide messenger RNA. RefSeq lists its product as uncharacterized. Bases 1 to 1935 code for a protein of 644 amino acids. The record is from RefSeq and is a predicted model, not a curated record. Gene Ontology annotation, biological process: carbohydrate transport; transmembrane transport. The transcript has 3 exons. NCBI's taxonomy places the organism in Eukaryota, Fungi, Ascomycota, Dothideomycetes, Pleosporales, Pleosporaceae. Gene Ontology annotation, cellular component: membrane. Gene Ontology annotation, molecular function: carbohydrate:proton symporter activity.
AUGGAGCAUAUUCACAAACGAGAUGUGCAUACUUCGCAUACAGAGCGUAGUAGUAGCACCGUAGAGAUUCGGCAGGUUCAGAACGUUGCUUUUGCCGAUGCCACGGCGAAGGCUAAUGUUAGGCCAUGGACAAAGGCUAUGUUCAAGUUGUACUUUUGCCUCUUUAUCGCCACGCUCAACUCGUGCAUCAACGGAUACGAUGGAUCGCUCAUGGGGGCAAUCAACAGUUAUCACCAGUACCGCUCGUAUUUUGGCUUCAAUAUCGAUGAGGGUACGCCGACUACUGGAAUCGUCUAUGCCAUUUAUACGAUUGGUAACCUUGUCGGUUCGUUUGUAGCGGGCCCAGCUACGGAUUUCCGAGGACGAAAAUGGGGGAUGUUUAUCGGCACUUCGAUUAUCAUUGUUGGUGCCUGUAUCCAAGCAACAUGUGUCAACCUCGGUGGCUUCAUGGGCGGCCGUUUUAUUCUGGGCUUUGGCGUCGCCAUCACAUCGACCGCCGGUCCAGCAUAUGUUUCUGAAAUGGCUCAUCCCUCCUACCGCGGCGUCUGCACCGGCAUCUUCAAUACAUUCUGGUAUGUCGGCGGCAUUCCUGGCUCCUUCGUCCCUUACGGCACAAGCAACAUCCCCGGCACGCAAUCAUGGCGCAUCCCCGUCUGGCUCCAACUCAUCUUCGCGGGCAUCGUCUUCUGCUGCGCGCCCUUCCUUCCGGAAACCCCCCGCUGGCUCAUCGCCAACGACCGGCACGAGGAAGCCCUAAACACUAUGGCACGCCUGCACGGCGAGGGCGACCGCGACUCGCCCAUCGUCAAGCUCGAAUACAAAGAAAUGGUCGAAGACAUCAGCGUCACGGGCUCCGACAAGCGCUGGUGGGACUACCGCGAACUCUUCAACUCGCGCGAGGCCCGUUACAGAACCAUGCUCGUCCUCGCCAUGGCUUUCUUCGGUCAGUGGUCCGGCAACGGGCCUGUUUCCUAUUAUUAUCCAACUAUGCUGCAGGGCGCCGGCAUAAACAACAAUCACACCCGUCUCCUGUACAACGGCAUGCAGAACGUUGUUUCCUUCAGCGGUGCCAUUUUUGGUGCCAUUUACACGGAUUCCUGGGGUAGACGGCCGCAGUUGCUUGUUUCCACCGCGAUGCUUGUCUUCAUCUUUGCCAUCGUUUGUGCCCUUGUUGCCACGAAUUUGAAGACAGGACCGGAUGGACGGCCGGUUUACAUAGGGAAUAAUCGGACGCCCGAGAUCAAAAGGCCCGGUCAGGCCAAAGCGGUUAUUGCGUUUGUCUUCAUCUGUGGGUUUGUGUAUAGUGUUGGUUACACGCCGUUGCAGCAAUUGUACCCUGUAGAGUGUCUGCGGUACGAGUCUCGAGCAAAGGGAAUGGCGUUUUACAACUUUUGGGUUAAUAUUGCGAAUUUCUACAAUACGUUUGUGACGGGGAUUGCGUUUUCGGGGGCGGGUUGGAAGUACUACAUCCUCUUCAUCUUCUGGGACAUAUUCGAAUUCGUCUUCAUCUACUUCUUCUUCGUCGAAACACGGCGCCGCACCCUCGAGGAAAUCAGCGACAUCUUCAACGCUAAGAAACCUGUCAAACACUCUCUCAAUAAAACCAGCAUCCUUGUUCAUGCAAACGGUCGUGGGGUGACCGAGAUGGUGGAUAAGGAGGAAAGAGUCGUCGAGCGUGAUUUUGCGAGUAGCGCGUUUGUAAGGCCGGGGCAGGGGGUAGCGCAGUCUAGGGAUAGCGGAGCGAGUGAGGGCAAGCUGAUCUGGAGGGAUGAGCUGAGAGAUAAGGUUAUGGAUGUUGGGAGGGGUAGUGCGGAGAGCGAUAUGGCGAGGGAGGAGGCGCGGUAUGCUGGGGGUGGGUUUGCGGGGAAUGCGUGGAGAGAGGAAAGGGAGCCGUGGUAUGCGUCUUCACCCAUGUCUUCGCCGAGGAGUCCAUAA